Messenger RNA from Hypanus sabinus (Atlantic stingray), 1088 nucleotides. RefSeq names its product immunoglobulin lambda-1 light chain-like. The coding region runs from base 75 to 791 and encodes 238 amino acids. Lineage: Eukaryota; Metazoa; Chordata; Chondrichthyes; Myliobatiformes; Dasyatidae. The record is from RefSeq and is a predicted model, not a curated record. The transcript has 3 exons.
UUCAUAAGCGAGCUGAAAAGUUGAGACGCCACUUAACCGCUGCACCUUGUGUGAGCUUCACUCGAUUAAUUACAAUGUCUUGCUGGGUCCGUGUGGUCAGUACGCUGGUGUUCACUGCAAUUUAUAUCAACGCGGAAGUUUCAGUGAAUCAACCACCUUCGAAAUCCACAUCUCCGGGGCAGACCGUCCAAAUACCCUGCACCUUGUCUGGAUCCUCUUUAGGAAGUAGCACUGUUUCCUGGUACCAGCAGAUUCCCGGACAAGUUCCUCGGUAUCUGUUCCGGUAUUGGUCAGGGAGCAGCAUUCGCAGAGGCUCCGGAGUUCCAAACCGUUUCGGCGGCUCAGUAUCCGGCAACACGGCAACAUUGACAAUAUCGAGCGUCCAGUCGGAGGAUGCGGCAGACUAUUACUGUGCUGUCUGGAAAGAUGCUUUAAUCUUCGGGAAAGGAACGCGGCUGGGAGUUGGCAAUCCUCGGAGCCCCGCCGUCUCCGUCCUCCGGCCUUCAGCGGAAGAAAUCACAGGAAAAGGCACAGCGACACUGGUGUGUUUGGUGAGCCGUUUUAAUCCGGGAGCUGUGGGCAUUGAGUGGACCGUGGACAGACGUACGAAAAGCGAUGGCGUUGAGACGAGCCCUGUCCUUCAGGACACGGACAACACGUUCAGUGUGAGCAGUUACCUGACUCUGCCAGCCUCAGAAUGGAGCUCACACGAGCGUUACUCCUGCGUGGUUAAACACGAGGCUCUAGCAAACCCGUUUGUAGCAACGAUCGAGAGAUCCAGGUGUAUCUAAUAUUGUAUUUCAAACUUAAUCAAGAUGAAAACCUUAUUUUCUCCGUGUUUUCCUUGAAUAAAAUGAUUAUUCUUUUGCAGAUAAGUAUUUGCGAUCAGAGACAUCAUUUAAGUUUUGUCAGUUUUAAAUGUCAUUCUAUUAAAUCAGUAUAAUUGUUAAUUCAAACUUCAAUGUUAAUUAAUCGCAGUUAAAUGCAUUCCCAAAUAUUCAUCAAUUAAACCGUGGUCUGAAGGUUGCAUUCUUGAUUCUUACCAGACGGCUGAUGACUUCGAGCCUCAGCUAUCCAAUAACAUUAAC